Molecule: messenger RNA, 1800 nt
Organism: Colletotrichum karsti
Lineage: Eukaryota; Fungi; Ascomycota; Sordariomycetes; Glomerellales; Glomerellaceae
Exons: 2
Coding region: 1-1800 (599 amino acids)
Biological process (GO): eisosome assembly
Source: RefSeq, a predicted model, not a curated record
AUGCCGGCAACGAAGAAGUCGAGGCCGCGCGCGAAAUCUACGCCUGCGCCCAAAGAGUCAUAUCCCGGCGAAUCCAAAGCCGCCGCCAAUGCCCUCAGCGCUGCAACUGCGGCACACGCCCCUUCCAUGAAGUCCAGGUCACCGACCGAAGCUUCCGGGUCCGUACCGUACACGAACCUCCCUCGCAAUAUGUUCACUGCCGCUCCUGCCAUUGGCCCGGAGGCCGAUGAGCAGAAGAGGGCCGAUGUGCUGCAUGCUUCCGCCGUAGCCAUGGCCAAGAAGAUGUACACUCAGCAACAGAAAAUGGUCGACCAGGCGCGCCAGGCUCACCAGGAGUCUGGCGAAUCGGCUGCUGCCGAUAACCAACCCAAGUCCUAUGUGAACUUACAAGAAGCGGCUUACAAGCUCGCCCAGGAGAGAUUGUCAAGACUGCAUGAGGAACACCAGCGCAACCGAGACUACCAGGAAUAUUAUGGCAACAACGGUCCAGCAUCUCCUCAGCGGAAGUUUACCAUGAAAGGAAAACUUAGGCGGCGGGCCUCAAGCGAUGGUGAUAUCGACGACGACAGGGAGCAGUCAGAGCGGAUCCGAAGACAAAUGUCCAUCUUCUCCAACAGCAUCUCAAAAGUCGACGAGCAGAAGCGUGCCAAGGAUCGCGAAGCUUUACUGGCCGCCGCACAACGAAACGUCAAGGCCCGUUUACAGGGUAUGGAUGAUAAGAUUUCCGCAGAGACGGGCAUGGUUCCACCGAGCACCAUGAGUGAUUGGGAAUACAAGGCCCACCUAGUCGCCCAAGCCAGACACAAUAUCCCGAAUGAGAAUGAAGGCAAAGUCGACAUCGGUGGCGGGAUGUACAUGGAUCCGGCUCUGGUUGACGAGAUUGCUGCAAAGAGGGUGCAACCAGUUCUCGAUGAGAUCAACGAGAAAGCUGCCAUCGAAAGGGAGAGACAGGAACUUGCUAAGGCGGAGGCUGAGUUGAGAAAGAGGGACGAGGAGAAGAGGAAAGAGAGGGACCGAGAGAUCAAGGAGAUCAACCGCAAAAUUAGAGAGUCAGACAAGCAGGAAGAAAAGGAGAGGAAGCAGCGCGAAAAGCAAGAACACAAGGCUAAGAAAGAAGAAGAGAAGGCUGCCAAGGCGGAAGAGAAACGUCUCUCCCACAGCGAAAAGCGCAAAUCAAAGAUGCCAGAGGUUCCGUCUGAGGAUGCCGACGCAAACGUAGAGGCUUCGCAGCACCAGGAGACGAACGACGACAUCGACGCCCCGAUUAGGUCCAGGAGGUCAAGCCAGCACAAGCCAACCAUCAAUACGCAGAAGGAGACGUCCAACAUCAGCGACAGUGCUCGGUCGCCAAGCGAGAGCGGCUCGCCGACACACAAGAUGAAAGAGUGGCUGAAGUCCCGCUUCUCCCGUCCGCGAGGUCGUUCUGCCGCCGGAGAGACCUCUCCCGAAGAGAGGGGAUUCAUUGGCGGCGUCGCGCUCACGCGCAUUGCGAACGAGUCCUCAACGAGCUUGGACGCGCGAUCUGCCAGCAUGAGGGAGGUUGCUAUCGCCGGCACGAGCGGAACCAGGUCCAGGGCGGAGACCUCAACCUCGCUGCCGGCGGGCCGGGGAGAUUUCGGAGGCAGAGCUUUGGACAGUAAGAAUGUGAGCCCCGUGACUUCGGACGAUGAGUCGGAGACGUUUGUUUUGGCGAGGGAUGAUCUCGAGGGUCCCGUGUCGCCGCCACCAACUGGCAAGAUUAGUGCCUCACUCAAGAGUACUAGUCCAACGAGGGACUCACGAUUUCGGGAGAUAAUUUAG